Delphinapterus leucas (beluga whale) is the source of this 5222-nucleotide messenger RNA. Lineage: Eukaryota; Metazoa; Chordata; Mammalia; Artiodactyla; Monodontidae. The record is from RefSeq and is a predicted model, not a curated record.
CGGCAGCUUUCCGUAAGCGCGGUCCCGAAGAUGGGAGGUGCGGUGAGUGCUGGUGAAGACAACGAUGAGCUGAUAGACCAUCUGAAGGCGGCGCAGUACAUCCGCUCCGAGCUGGUGGAGCAGGCCUUCCGAGCUGUUGACCGCGCCGACUAUUACCUCGAGGAGUUUAAGGAGAACGCGUACAAGGACUUGGCGUGGAAGCACGGUAACAUCCACCUCUCCGCUCCGUGCAUCUACUCGGAGGUGAUGGAGGCCCUGGACCUGCAGCCUGGCCUUUCCUUCCUGAACCUGGGCAGCGGCACCGGCUACCUCAGCUCCAUGGUGGGGCUCAUCCUCGGUCCUUUUGGUGUGAACCACGGGGUGGAACUCCAUUCAGAUGUGACAGAGUAUGCGAAGCAGAAGCUGGACUUUUUCAUCAGGACAAGUGACAGCUUCGACAAGUUUGACUUCUGCGAGCCCUCCUUCGUCACUGGCAAUUGCCUGGAGAUCUCUCCAGGCUGCUCUCAGUAUGACCGGGUGUACUGCGGGGCAGGCGUGCAGAAGCAGCACGAGGGGUACAUGAAGAGCCUCCUCAAAGUCGGGGGCGUCCUGGUCAUGCCGCUGGAAGAGAAGUUGACUAAGAUAACUCGGACGGGUCCUUCCGCCUGGGAAACCAAAAAGAUUCUGGCUGUGUCUUUUGCUCCACUCAUCCAGCCCUGCCAGUCGGAGUCAGGAGAAUCAAGACUUGUCCAGUUACAUUCCAAGCAGUGCACGACCGGCUGUUGAGUGUGCUGACUUCCCCAGGUGGGGAGACUCUAAGGAAAGAGCAGGGAACCCCUCCCCCAGGACAUGUGGAGAUCAGGUGACUUUUCCAAACUCUUCCCGCCCAUCCGGGCCCUCAUCCCCCAUCCGGACACGGCGGGGUUUCCAGCGGUGCGGGGCUCUGGCGCCGCCCUGCAGGGAGCAGCCCUGCUACCCGCGGCUACAGCGCCGCCUGCUGGUCUCUCCGUCCUCCCACUGGGCACAGUCGUCACCUUCCCCGCUGCCUCGGAUGCUCUGUCUCCUCGCUGUCCUGUGAUCAGCCCCUCGUCCCCACCGCCAUCACCCCCAGCUCCACAGCCCUCCUCCAGCCUCAGGGAUGACCCAGGACCCUUCCUGGGCUCCCCGCCUGCCCACCCUUGGUCGGUGUCCUCAGUCCACCUGUGCAGACAGGUGAGGAUCCCCUCCAGAGGUUCCCAAACGCUUCACCCCCUACAUCCUCCCCGGGGUCGGCCCAUGUGCUGUCGGGAUGUUCCACCCUCACCAAGCCCCCAAGUACAUGGCAAGGGCAGGCGUCAGGCCUGCUGCAUGCACUGCUGUGCGUCCGUCUCUAUACACAGGCAUGACACUGCCCAGGGUGCAGGAAAGGCAGCCUUACCUCGGGAUGUGGGGAGAGGGGCUGCCCACAGGGUGGAUGUCAGCUCUCGGCUCAUCAGGCAAGGGCAGCCGGGUUCUCGCUCCUUGGACCCUUUCUCACCCAGCCGGACCGUGACCCGGCUUUGUUCCCACCCCCGGUGUCCCUCCAUUGGCCUCGCUCUUGUGAGCAGAGCAGGACAGUGUGGUCUGUGGUCACAGGCUGAGACACACAGACACUGGCUGACCUGCGUGCACCCAGCUGACCCCACGGAACGGGCACUGCACCAGGGCCUGUGCGGUGUGGGUUCGCCUGCCCACAGAGAGGCCGGGCCUCUGUCCUGGCUCCAGAGGUCACCUUGAGUCUGAUGGGAGUGUCCGUGCUCCGUGGGCCUCGCUCCAGGCUGGUCUGUGCUGAUGGCAUGAUACACGGUGGGACUUCCUGAGUCCCCCUCGGGGGCUGGAGGCUAAGGUCAGGCACAUGGCGGUCCCCACAUUGAUGUGACAGACCCCUAUAAACCCUGCACUUCAGGACUCAGGUGGACUUCCCUGGGCUGCCACAGCCGAGGAGGCUGGACCCUGCUCGUCCCCCUGUCCUCGCUGAUUUUAACUUGCAUCCUUCACCAUAAUAAACCCUGAGUAUAACAGCUUCAGGGAAUUCUGGGAGCAAGAAAAAAGAAGCCGGGGAGGGGGUCUCUGGGUCCCCAGCUCUGCAGUUGGGGGCAGAAGUCGGUGGGGAGGAUCUUGGGGCCCUGGAAUCUGAAGGGCUCCCCUACCAGGGGAGGGGUAGGAGACCCCGGGUUGUAGUUAAGCUGAGUCCAAGGCCCUCCUGUGUAGGAGGCAUCCUAGCCCCGGGGAUCCUGAAGCGGCCGGCUCCCUCCUCCCCUCCGCCUGCAGGCCUGGUCCCUGCUCUUGAGAGAUUCCCUAGGGUGGCGUCCUGGUGCUGGAGGUGCCCCGAUGCUGUGGCCUCCUGAGUCUCCAGGGAGGAUAACGGGAAUGGGGGAAGACCUGUUCACAGAAAGGGAGCUUCUGCCGGAACAGAGCCUGGGUCUGCUGCCCCCGACCCCAGGUGCACUGGGGCAGGAAUGUGAGAGCGAGGCUCCCUCCCCUCCCAGGACACACAGGACACAUGGACGCUGGUCGCUGGACUCCCACACAAUAUUAAAAUCUCCCACGCAGGCCUGUUGGGUGAGAGACACUAUUUAAAGACUAUUAAUGGGGGAGGGGGCCCAGGGGGUAAGGCUGAUGUGGGGAGACUUGGAAAAUCACCCAAGGAUGCACUCUCCCUGCAGCGACCCCGCAGGUGAGCCCAGGUGGAGGUGGACCCAUCAAGUCAGAGCCCACAUCCUGGGUCUUUGGAGGACAAAUAGCCAAGCACCCCCAGUCCUUGCCUUCACCUGCUGCAGUUAGGGCCUGCCCUGUCUUCUUCACGGUCAAAUUCUCAGCCCUCCCAGAAGCCCUCUUGGGGGUUAAUGCGACGGGGGUGUCCAUGGCAGGACUGGAGGGUCUGUGGUGGGCUGGAGGCCUCGUGGCAGGCAGGCGGGCUCCCACCGAUCCUGCCGGUCCACACCUGGUCAUAGGCCCGCACAGAGUCCAUCAGGCUGUGGAUGUGGUAGAAGGUGCCAGGGACCGGUCCAGCCCAUGCAGGUUUCUGACCACCGAGCAGUCUGUGUGGAGUAUUCCCAGGGAGCCCUGGCUGUGGUCGCACCCUCCCAGGAAGGACACGUCAGCAUGGUCCCUGGAAUGACCGGGAGGUCAGCCAGAAGUGCCCCCCACCCAACCUCACUGUUACCACAAGAAACAAGAGACAACUCCAUGCAGAAAGACAGAACAUCACCAGCCUGAUGCUGUCUUGAGGAAGGUCGGCUGGCAUCUGGGAACUGGGUGCUAUGGUGGGUUGAAUGGGGAGGUCCCCCCAAAAGUUAUGUCCACGUCAUGGCUCCCAGAAUCUGAGAAAAGAACCUUAUUUGGAAGUAGGGUCUCUGCAGGUAUAAUUAGUUACGGAUCUGGAGAUGAGGUCAUCCUGGAUCCGGGUGGCCCUGAAUCAGUGACAGUGUCCUUCUAAGAGACUAGAGGAGAGACACAGACACACAGGAGACACCAUGUGAAGAUGAAGGCAGAGACGGGAGGGAUGAGGCCACAAGCCCAGGGACGCCUGGAGCCCCCAGAAGCUGGAAGAGGCGGGAAGGACCCUCCCCUGGAGCCUCCGGAGGGAGCGCGGGCCUGGGACACCUUGACCUCAGACGUCUGGUCUCCGGGACUGAGAGAGGACAGGUUUCUGUUGCUCUGAGCCUCCGUUUGUGGUCGUUUGUCACAGCUGCCCUGGGAAGCUAAUGCAGCUGGUGAGCAGCUCCCUGGCCUGAUCUAAACCCUCCGGCCUCCCGUUAGGGGCAGCCCCCUGCGCCUGUGCUGUGUGCACAAACCAUGUGGUUCAUGCUGAACCCCGGCUCCCCUUCUGGGCACCGGCAUUUUGGAGGGUGAGGGCAGACAACACCACGUGACCAGCCCCCAGCCGGGUACCAAGCCUCUAAUGGGCUUCCCUGGGGGGACGGGGGUGGGGGUAACUGUAAUGGUUCUGCCCUUGUUGCUGGGGGAAGAGACACCCUAGAGACCCUCGAGGGAAGGAGGGGGCAUGAAGGGUCACGAGGUGACCGGAGCAGGGGCCCUCCCUCCCGUGCAUCCCUACUGCGUGCUGUGACCCAUCUCAGCUGUGAGGACACAAGUCACAAGCAUGUGCUGGGUCCUGUGAGCCUCCCAGCCGAUACCUGAAGGUGAGGGUGGCCCUGCAGACCCCAGCCCUCUCCUCCACGUCUAGUAGGUGGAAGACCCACUUCUCCUUGCCAUUCUAGAAGCGGUUCUGGGGCUGUCCUGGGAGGGCUUCUGGGAUUAUGCAGGCUGAGCCCCUGUUGCUAAGUCCCCACUAUCCCACAAGAGCCUCCAGAGCAAGCUGUUUGCCCUGUUGCCUGAAUGACCACCCACCAGUUUUCUGAGGAAAGAAUCAGGGGUUUCUGUAGCAGCAUCCGCAGGCAGCUCUGCUUCUGGGGGCCACGUUCACAUCUUCUGUGUAAACACCGAGAACCUUCUCUGACACGUGCCCCCGGCUGACCCCCUCUGCAUGCCGACCACAGGCCCCAGUGCGGGCGUCAGACUGCCCGCCCGUCUCAGCCUCCUGUUGUUGUCAGAGCUGCUCCGGGCCCUGCUCAAACCCGUGCACCCACCUUUCACAGGGCUGUCCUGCACCCCCACCUUCAGCAGGAGUUCCCCUAAGUAUUUAAGUGAAGGGGUCCAGAGGUAAGAAAGGACGCUACAAACAAACAAACAGAUGGAACCAGCUGGGACCAGGAUGGCAACGAGUGUGACCUCCAACCGACCCCAGUCUCAUCACAUGUUGAAUUUACUACAUCAGCAUAUUAAGUGACACACCUACCGGCGGCCAUGGCUGGACAUGAAGGGCCAGAAACGGGUAAAAGGAGGUGGUACCCCAGCCCCUUGGAAGAAGCCCCGCCCCUUCCCCGGAAGGCCUCUUCAUCCCACCACUAGCCUCCCUCCUCCUCCCUUUGCCUUUACUCUUUAAAAUUAAACCACUGUCUCCAGGAGGGCGAGACGGUGAUCUGUGAGCUCAGUUCCCGCUUCUCCACUCUUUGGCCACUGAACAGAGCCUGUGCUGUGUUGGUCUCGGCUUUGGUUCUGUUCUUUGCCUACUGGAACCCACGUGGGAAAAGGAAACCUUCCCCGCUGAGGCAGAGCGCCUCGCAGGCUGGGGCCCGAGCAGGGUGCACAUGACUUCACCUGGUAACAGUCUGUAAGGGGACGGUGGUCUCUGCCCGCGGGGUGGGGAGGGAACGCCUACA